UCAAAUUUUUCACAAUAAAUUCAAUUUUAUUCUCAAGACAAAAAUGUAGUGAUAAUAAAUUAUCGAUAUAAUUAAUCACAAAAUGGUUAAAAGACGUAAUCGUCUUUGGAUUCUGGGACUAAUUUGUGCUCUUUCAGCUAGUCUUUUCAUUUAUUAUCAUCUUCAGCAUGAAACAAAAAAUAAUGUAAACUUUUUAGGAUUUACUGAUCGUGAAAUGAAACUAGCUGAACGUGUCAAAGAUGCUGAACAACAGAAUCAAUUCCUUCAACGACAGCUUAAAAUUUCUCGCCAACAUUUAGCGAAUGUUUUGGCUGAAGUCAAGCAUAAUCAAAUGCGAUCAUUAUCAUCAUCAUCAAAAGAAUCGUUAAACAAUGCAAAAAUAUCGACAAUCAAUGAGCGAAAACUUUUGACAAAUUCAUCUUUGUUCUCAAAGAGGCCUUGUGAUCAUCCUAGUGAUAAUAAAGGCAAUCAAGAUAUCGUUUCAAAAUGUGAAGUGAUCGAAGUUGCAAUCGUUUGUGCUGGUUAUAAUUCUUCGCGAUCAUUAGUUACAUUAAUCAAAUCUAUCUUAUUCUAUCGAAAAAAUCCUCUACAUUUUCAUUUCAUAUCCGAUCAGAUAGCACAAAAUAUUUUGCAAACAUUAUUUAAAACUUGGUCGGUUCCCGAAGUUGAAGUCAAUUUCUAUCUAACAGACAUGCUUCAAUCUGAUGUCAAUUGGAUUCCUAAUAAACACUAUUCUGGAGUUUUUGGCCUAAUGAAGCUUGUUUUACCAAAAAUUCUUCCCAUAUCACUGGAUAAAGUUAUUGUUCUUGAUACUGAUAUAACGUUUGCAACAGACAUUGCCGAAUUAUGGAAAUUAUUUUUAAAAAUGUCAACAGAAUCAAUUGCUCUCGUGGAGAAUCAUUCCGAUUGGUAUCUUGGAAAAUUGUGGAAAAAUCAUGUACCAUGGCCAGCACUAGGACGAGGUUUCAACACUGGAGUAAUGCUUUUCAGAUUACAACGACUUCGUGAUUUCAAUUGGUCAGCUAUCUGGAAAAUAGUUGCAGAAAAAGAACUUUUAUCGAUGCUUUCAACUUCAUUAGCAGAUCAAGAUAUAUUCAAUGCUAUUAUUAAACAAUAUCCUCAAUUAGUGUAUCGAUUGCCUUGUCAGUGGAAUGUACAAUUGUCGGAUAAUUCGCUUUCAGAUUCACUAUGCCACACUGAAGUACAAGAUUUGAAAAUCAUACAUUGGAAUUCACCGAAAAAACUUAAAGUCAAAAAUAAACAUUUAGAAUUUUUUCGUAACCUUUACCUAACAUUUUUGGAAUAUGAUGGCAACCUUUUACGAAGAGAAUUGAUGGGCGGAUGCCCUACAACUCCAUUACCUAUGUCUGCAGCUAACCUUUCAAAUAAUUUAAUCAUUAAUCGUCAAUCAUUACAACCAAGUGAUGAUGAUGAUCCUUGUUACGAGUUUGAUCGUGCUCAAUCAAUUCAACAUCGAACUCAUCUUCAUUACAUUGAAUUUGAAUACGAACCAUCGCCAGACGGAAAUGAUGUUACACUUGUCGCUCAGCUUUCCAUGGAUCGCUUACAGAUGGUCGAAGCUUUGUGUGAACAUUGGGAAGGGCCGAUUUCUCUAUCAAUGUACAUGUCUGAUUCAGAAGUUCAGCAAUUUCUAGGCUAUCAUCAAAAUUCUAAAACUCUUUCAGAGAGAAAAAAUAUUGACUAUCAUAUCGUAUAUCGAGAUGGACCAUUCUAUCCGAUAAAUAAAUUAAGAAAUGUAGCUUUGGAUCAAGUUAUCACGCCAUAUGUUUUUCUUACCGAUAUCGAUUUCCUGCCUAUGAUCGGCCUCUAUGAUUACCUCAAACGUUCCAUUGGAUCUAUUGGUUUGGGUUCAUCUUCCAGUCUAAUAGAUCAUUCAAGUUCAUCAAACAUUAACAACACUCCAAAACGUGCCUUGGUUGUACCAGCUUUUGAAACACUUCUUUAUCGUAUACAAUUUCCUAAAACGAAAGCUGACUUGAUUCAAAUGUUGAACAUUGGACAAUUAUUCACAUUCCGUUAUCAUGUAUGGACCAAAGGACAUGCACCAACAAAUUUUGCCAUUUGGGGACAAGCAACCACACCUUAUCGGAUAAAAUGGGAACCAGAUUUUGAGCCAUAUAUCGUUGUACAUCGUGAUGUUGUUCGUUAUGAUACACGAUUCGUUGGAUUCGGCUGGAAUAAAGUAUCACACAUUAUGGAAUUACAUGCACAAAACUAUGAAUUCAUUGUCCUACCGAAUGCAUUCAUCAUUCAUAUGCCACAUGCUCCUAGUUUUGAUAUUGCUAAAUAUCGUUCGAAUUCAAAUUAUCGUAAAUGUUUGCAAACAUUAAAACGAAAUUUCAUAAUGAAUCUAUCUAAACAUUAUGGACGACAAUUCAAAGAUGAUAGUUUGAUUGUCAUCAAAAGUUGAUUUUUUUCAAUUUGUAAACACCUCUCUAGUCUAGAAUGGGGGCCAAAUUUUUUUUACGUCCUUCACUUGUACGUAUUAAUAAGUAAUAAUAAUAAUUAUAUUAUAUGUUUUAAGUAAUUUCUGAUCAUAAAUUUUGUAAUUCAUUCAAUUUAAAAUUUUUUCUGCCAAUAAAAAAAAUUCAUAUUAAAAA
Molecule: messenger RNA, 2621 nt
Organism: Dermatophagoides farinae (American house dust mite)
Lineage: Eukaryota; Metazoa; Arthropoda; Arachnida; Sarcoptiformes; Pyroglyphidae
Source: RefSeq, a predicted model, not a curated record